AUGCGAAAGAGACCAACCAUCUACCGAGCUACGCUUUGCGAGUUCAAGUGCGGAUGUUCAAUUCUGGACACACUGGCUAGUCAACUGAUGCAAUGCAUCGUCUUCAGUGCUUACGUGGUUGAUUGUGAUCCUGUUAGCCUUCAGCAGAAGGAAUGCUUCUAUCCACUGGUGCCAGUGAAAUUGCAGGCUGCGCCGAUGGCGCAUUUGGAAGGGAUGGUAGUGGAGACGGUAGCCUCUGUCAGCAAAUAA
Messenger RNA from Hydatigera taeniaeformis, 249 nucleotides. NCBI's taxonomy places the organism in Eukaryota, Metazoa, Platyhelminthes, Cestoda, Cyclophyllidea, Taeniidae. The record is from the annotation of a GenBank genome assembly.